Pecten maximus is the source of this 348-nucleotide messenger RNA. RefSeq names its product repetin-like. The record is from RefSeq and is a predicted model, not a curated record. The transcript has a single exon. NCBI's taxonomy places the organism in Eukaryota, Metazoa, Mollusca, Bivalvia, Pectinida, Pectinidae. The coding region runs from base 1 to 348 and encodes 115 amino acids.
AUGGAGACACCCCGUAAAGAUAGUGAGGACUCGAAAAACACCACACAGGACACGACCGACACCAAACAGGACACGAAAAACACCACACAGGAUACGACCGACACCAAACAGGACACGAAAAACACCCAACAGGACAAGAACCACACCCAACAGGACACGAACCACACCCAACAGGACAAGAACCACACCCAAUGGGCCACGAACCACACCCAACAGGACAAGGACACAAACCACACCCAACAGACCCGAACCACACCCAACAAGACACGAACCACACCCAACAGGACAAGAACCACACCCAACAGACCCGAACCACACCCAACAGGACAAGAACCACACCCAACAUGA